Owenia fusiformis is the source of this 2755-nucleotide messenger RNA. The record is from the annotation of a GenBank genome assembly. NCBI's taxonomy places the organism in Eukaryota, Metazoa, Annelida, Polychaeta, Sabellida, Oweniidae.
UGAAUGCUUCCGGUUGGCGGUUUUGAAAAUAAUUGAAAUCGAAACUACUCUAUUUAUUCAAUUAUUGUACAAUAUAGAGCUGUAUUUAACAUAUAUAGACAAAACCGGCCAAAGUAUGGAGGUUGAUCCAGGGUUUGGUGACCUGCUUCAGCAGGCCCAGCAGUUGACAUCAGACAUGGACAGUGGUGGAGAUCUACCCAGGGUUCAGAGGAACUUACAUCAAAUCGCUGAGACAGGAGAGAGACUAUGGUCUCGAACUGCACAGAUAGGACAAGAUAGCACUGAUGUUAGAGCGUCAAUUCUACUUGGCUCCAAAGGAUUUGACCUGCCCAAGAUAUCCCAGAAGUUAGAAGGUUUAAGUACAGCCAAGACAUUUGAACCACUAGAGCCACUCAGGGAUACAGACAUCAAUGGUUUCCUACGUAAUGAGCGAGAAAAUGCCCUUCUGGCAGCCAUUGAACAGGCCAGGAAAAAUACAUCAGAAGAGACAGAAAAGAGGCACUGGUCUGGCCUGGAAGAAGAAUGGGAGAGAGAGAAGCAGAAAAUCCUCAAUGCUUUAAUAGGUAGUGGCCAAGAUAUAAGAGACUUUACACAGGAAUCAGAGAGCAUACUAUCAGAUAGUAUCAGCAUGCAAGGACGUAGUGCUAUGGACAAUGUUGAGAUGGCCUAUGCUAGACAAGUCUACAUGUAUAAUGAUGCAGUGAUACAGGGUGGUACCAGACCCUCACUGGUUGAUAUGUUCAGUGAAGUGGCAAAUAAACUUGAUGAUCAGAAUGUUAUAGAAAUCUGGCAAAUGGUCCAGCAUAUGGUAGACAUUCCACUGACAGCAUCCUCUAACAUGCUAUCUGCUCGCACAGGGAAGAAGAUGCAGAUUGCUUUAGUGGGUCAAGCCUUGAAAUAUUUAGAAUUAAGUUACAAGAGUUACAUACAGAAGACCAUAUAUGGGAAUCUCCAAAAGGCGCAGUUAGGUGGAAUUCCAGGAUCCUAUCAUCUUGUUAAGAGUUUUCUCAAUAUUAGACUUCCCACAAAUACCCCAGGGCUAGAGGAUGGUCUUGUUGAUGGGACACCUGUAUGGGCGUUUGUGUACUAUUGCAUUAGAUGUGGGGACCUUAAUGCUGCAUUACAAGUUGUAAACAAAGCACAACAACAUCUAGGUGAGUUUCCAAGCUACCUCAAGGAAUACAUGGGCAGUGAUAACAGGAGACUCAGCCACAACAACGAAACAAAGUUACGUCUUCAGUAUCGCAGGUCUAUCAGAAACUGCAGCGAUCCUUACAAAAGGGCUGUAUAUUGCAUAAUUGGAUGUUGCGACCCUAAAGAAGAUCACUCUGAAGUUGCAGAAAAGACUGAUGAUUAUUUAUGGACAAAACUUAACCAGUUGUCAUAUGACGCUGGGAGUAAUGAUACAAACACGCAGCAAGACAGAAUGACACUACAGCAGUUGCAAGUCAUGAUGCUUGAAGAAUAUGGAGAAAGUCAUUUCAAUGCCUACCAGAACCCCUACCUGUAUUUCCAAGUGUUGUUGCUCACUGGGCAACUAGAGGCCGCCAUCGACUUCCUGUCACGUGUUGAGAGAUUGCGUAGUCAUGCCGUCCAUGUUGCCUUGACCUUACAUGAAAUGAAGAUGUUGCUACUGCCAAAUAGCAUUCAGGCUCAACUAUUGUCUAAGGAGAAUGCUGACCCCAGUGGCAUCAGGAGACUAAACUUUUCUAGGCUUAUUAUGAUGUACACAAGGAAGUUUGAGGCCACUGACCCAAGAGAGGCCCUGCAAUACUUUUAUUUUCUCAGGGAUGUGAAAGCACCUCAGGGGGAGAACUUAUUCAUGUCCUGCGUUAGUGAACUUGUCUUAGAGACUAGAGAGUUUGAGAUGUUACUUGGGCGCUUAGAAAGAGAUGGAACAAGGAAACAUGGGGCCAUCGAUAAAUUCCAGGCGGAUACAGGAAAGAUUAUUGAACUGGUUGCCUUGGAUACUGAAAACAAAGGACUUUUUGAGGAUGCAGUUAAACUGUAUGAUCUUGCAAAUAAUCAUGAUAAAGUACUUGAACUUCUGAACAAACUUCUAGUACAAGUCUUGUCUCAGGCACCAAGUCCCCAGUCUAACAAGGACAGACUUAAUCAGAUGGCCAUCUCAAUUGCAGAAAGGUACAGAGCAUUAGGCCACGAGGGAACAGUCUCAAAUACCAGUACAUUCUACCUGCUCUUAGAUCUGAUGACGUUCUUUGAUCUCUACCACACAGGCAAACCAGAUCAGGCCAUAGAUGCCAUGCAGCAUUUGAAGCUUUUGCCAUUCACCAUGGAGGAUGUAGACACCAAAGUUAAUAACUUCAAACACUAUACAGAUGAGGUGCGUAGAAGUCUCCCAGAUGUCUUAUUAGCCACUAUGAAUAUACUGUACACUCAAUACAAACACAUACGAACCAGUGGUGCUCAAGGUCAAAGUUCACUGAUAGGGCGAGGCCUAGUGGCGACAUCUAGUGAUGGUGGCAAAGAAACAUUUAUCAACUACCUGAGGAGCCAGGCCAAAUCUCUCAUUACAUUUGCUGGUAUGUUACCAUACAGAAUGCCUGGGGACACUAAUGCCAGACUGGUUCAAAUAGAGGUCCUUAUGAACUAGACAAUGUACAUUGCCUGUAUAUGUACAUAUUAUAUCACUGUUUGGCAGUUUGGUGUAAAGUUCUAAUGAUGGAUACAUGGACAUAUGUCAGAUUUGUUCAAAUAGAGGUCCUCAUUAACAUUAUCAAGGCUUAUGUACAUU